AUGGUCAAUGUACUUGGCAAAGUGGCUAUAGGAGAUAUUCCUGGGCAGAAGGCUUCUAAGCAAGAAGUCUUAACAUGGAAAACCAGCACAGCAAUGUUAGAAGCAAAGUUUAAACUAUGGAAGCCUGUUGAUCUAUCAGAAGAUGCUGAUCCUUGUGAUACAUAUAUAUGUUGUAUUAUGACUGAAGUAUUUAGAAGUCGUCGUUCAAAGCUCAAUCAAGAAUUUGCUAUUGUGGUGAUUGAUAUGAUGUUUGACUCUACAAUCACGACUACCUCUUUUACAGAUGGAGAAAUCUAUUCCCGAAUAGAAGCGCUUUCUAAACAAGUUAAUAAUGUCCAAGAGUCCAAUGAUAAUGCUGAAGAUAAUAAUGACGAGCAACACUUAGAAGAAUACGAAAAUCAUUCUGACUGCCAUUCUAAUAUUUCACAUUCUGGCACUCCUUCUAUGUGUCACAAUUAUGACGAUAAUAGUUAUAAUGAUCCUAAAGAUUAUUGA
This is a messenger RNA of Dentiscutata erythropus, 495 nucleotides long. The record is from the annotation of a GenBank genome assembly. Lineage: Eukaryota; Fungi; Glomeromycota; Glomeromycetes; Diversisporales; Gigasporaceae.